UCCAAGCAUCGAGGAGGGAGGGGAUAUUUUAAUGGCCGUCAGUUGCAUCUAAAAAAUGCACAAACUCCGGAUUAUCUUCUAUAUUUAGACAGGUGCAGCGUCUGGUACCUUUGGGACGCCUUUCUUUUGCAACAGGCAUUUCUUUUGAGACAUAUUUAGGGCACAAAUGUGUUUCUAGUGCCUUUUCUUCUGCUCUGAACGGACUUUACCCGCUUGAUUUGUGCGUGAGUGGCUGAUCAGGCCUAGCCGGCUGGAAACAAGCGGACGAUUAGCUGGAGUUGAAAGAGAAUAUGUAACAUACAGCAAUCGACAUGACAUCCAGAUUCGGUAAAACGUACAACCGCAAGGGAGGUGAGGCUAAUUCAAAAUUUGAAGAAGUCUUCUCCAAUAAGAAACCCACGUUGACUACGAAAUGGGGAGAAACCACCUACAAAGCUCAUCUAGAUUCUAAGAGGCCUCUGUUAAAACCUGGGGAAGCUGAUGUUUCCAAAAGGCCCAGGCUUGAAGACAGUGACAGUGAAGAAGAUCCAUUUGGUUUUGACAGUGAUGAAGAAUCCAAGACCAUAGCCUCACACAGUGUGUCUGAAACGAAUAUUGCAGAAAAGGAUGCAACAAAAACUGCUGAAAUGCAAACUAGAGUGACUGCUACCGUUGUUUCCUCCUCUCAAGGCUCUACAAGUGUAACACCUAAAUUUACAAGUAAGCAAGCCUCUGAGGAGAAGAAUGUGAAAAACAACCAGCCGUGGUACAAAAGUGCGUUGGACGAAAGUCAAAAACCUGCAAGCCUGACUUCUUCAAACACAGUCUUUUCUGAAAGUCAAAACUUCUUAGUAUCCCAGACACAUGCUCUCUCCUCUCCUUAUCUAGACCCCACACAAAAACUAUCAAGUGAUGCACCUGGAGGAAGCAAAGACCUCCAAACCUCUCUUUCUCGGGAUGAAUUUUCAUCAGAGGAGUUAAAGCUUAUAGAGCAGGAGCAUUCCACAGAGCCUCCACCAGAACCCGUAGACAACAUUCCUCCCUCCCCGUUUACCCUCAGAGCCUCCAACUGCAAGAAAUACCAGAGGCCCACCCGACCUGAUAAAAUGCAUUCUGAGCCCGUUGAAAGCAACAGCGACACACCCACUGAUACAGCGAGUGCCCGAGAUAAACCCAAUAGUGUCCUUUCUGCUGGUGCCAGUAGUACUGCUGCCAGUGCUAAACCAGCAACUAAGUCAGCAGGCAGAGGUGGUGGGAGAGUGCGGGACUACACAGUGUUGCACCCGUCCUGUGUGUCAGUCUGCAAUGUCACCAUUCAGGAUUCCGUUGAGCGAAGCAUUGAUGAACUGGUGCCCCCUGCUACCCCUGCUGACCUCGGAGAGGCGGGUCAGAUGAAGAAGAAGUCUGAUGUACCGCCAACUAAACCUGCAAGGUUUAGACACGCCCAGACGAAAACAAAAAAGACUAAAGCUGAGACCAAGCUGGAGUUUUUUGGCUUUGAGGACAAAGAAGGCGAGGAGGAUGAGGAGGGUCCAGAGGGUUUGGCGGCAGGCAAAAGCAGCUACAAGAUCAAGUAUUUUGGCUUUGAUGACCUGAGCGAGAGUGACAGCGACGAUGAGAGCUGUCAGGUCAGAGAAAAAAAGGCCAAAAAGGCGGCCGCAGCUUUAGCUCUGCUGAGCUCCAGUGUUGACAGUCCCCAUACCAGCGACUCUCAGGACAGUCAAGCCAGCAGUAAUACAGAUGCUUUUGAGUUCUUAGAUGACUCCAGCCCCGGUGGUAUCGAUGGGCAAAAGGGGCGACCAGGAAAGCCAGGUGAUAAAUCUAAGGACACAGCCAGUGGAUUCAAAAAGAUUUUUAGUGGACCUAAAAAGUCCCCAUCUAAAGCCGUGUACAAUGCUCGCCACUGGAACCAACCAGAGCCUGAGGAGGUACCCGCGCCUCCACUUUCUCGAUCUCAUACUGCUCCGGCUGUGUUAUCGAGCAGCACCAAGGACAGCAACUCCCAUAAAGAUGACGGCUUGUUCAAAGCCCCUCCACCUCCACCAAAAGUCAUCAAGAUAGAGACCAUGCCCACGCGACUCAACCAGGAUAUUGUGACGGCRGUGAAAUGCAGGAAGGAGGACAAAGAGCUCUACACAGUGGUGCAGCAUGUGAAGCACUUCAACGACGUGGUGGAGUUUGGAGAAAAUCAGGAGUUCACAGACGAUUUUGAGUAUCUGGAAACAGGACUGAAGAGCAGCCAGCCGCUUAACACAAGAUGCCUUAGUAUAAUCAGCCUGGCCACACGGUGUGCCAUGCCCAGUUUCAGGAUGCACCUGCGGGCCAGAGGGAAAGUGGCUCAGGUCUUCAAAAUGCUUAGCGAUGCUCCACAGCACCCGAACCUCGCUCUGUGCACGGCUGCCCUGAUGUACAUUCUGAGUCGGGAUCGUCUCAACAUGGAUCUUGACAGAGCAUGCCUGGAGCUAAUGAUCAAACUGCUGGAAAUGGAUCAAGACUACUCAGGCAGCCAGGAUCAGCUCACUGCAAAGGAAGUGGCUAAGGUCAAAGAGAAGAUCAGGAAGCUGUGUGAGACUGUGCACAACAAACAUCUGGACUUAGAAAACAUCACGACGGGCCACCUCGCCAUGGAAACGUUAUUAUCACUGACCUCCAAGAGGGCUGGGGAUUGGUUCAAAGAAGAACUACGGCUACUUGGAGGUCUAGACCACAUCGUGGACAAAGUGAAAGAGUGCGUUCAGAACCUGAGCCAAGAAGAUGACAAAGAUAAUCUUGUAGCAGCUUUGUGGGGAGCUGAAAGGUGUCUGAGGGUGCUUGAAAGUGUGACAGUACAGAACCCAGAAAAUCAGAGUUACCUGAUUGCCUACAAAGACUCUGAGCUUAUUGUGUCUUCUGCUAGAGCUUUGCAGUGCUGUGAGGAUAUGAUCCAGAGGUACAGCAGAGCAUUAAACAACAGCUCCGUGUCAUCAUCGGGUGUAACACUGCCACACUGUAGCUUUAGCAACGUGGGGAAGGCUUUGGAGGAUUGUAUGAGAGCAGUUAUAGGGGUGCUGCUCAACCUUACACACGACAACGAAUGGGGAAGCACUAAAACCGGUGAGCAGGAGCAGCUAAUAGUGACCGCUCUCAAUUGUGUCCUUCGGGUGCCACGCUACAUCCCACAGGAGCAACGYUUCGACGUGCGAGUAUUGGGUUUGGGGCUCCUAAUUAACCUCGUGGAGUACAGCUCCAGAAACCGCCACUGUCUGGUGGAGAUGGAGUACGAAGUGGAUGACGCAUGUUUGGAAGACAGCCUGAUGCAACCUGCUGACCAAACGCAAUCGGAGACCGCAGCAGUGUCAGCUGAGGCUCAGGGAGACGGGGCUGACAUCCCGAAGCCCUCAGGAGYUUUGGCAGCCCUGGUGAAGCUCUUCCUUGAGAGGGAGCGUGCCGCCAUCCUGGCCGAGGCGAAGACGGACGAUCUCAUCAGCGAGGCUCCCAAACCGGCGCUGGACAAAAGUGGAGAGUGGCAGGAGACGUCAGGAGAGAUCCAGUGGGUGGCGUCUGAAACCAACGACAGCCAAACUGAAAAGAAGGAGGAGGAGGAUGAAGAGCUGGACCUAAAUAAAGCUCUGCAGCAUGCAGGGAAGCAUAUGGAGGACAGCAUUGUUGCCUCCUACACAGCUCUGUUACUAGGUUGCCUCUGUCAGGGCAGCCAGAUAAAUGUGACUACUGUGAGAAACCACCUUCCUAAAGGGGAUUUCUCUAUCAUGACAGAAAUGCUGAAGAAGUUCUUGAGCUUCAUGAACCUCACUUGUGCAAUGGGCACCACAGGACAGAAGUCUAUCUCACGGGUCAUUGAAUACCUGGAACACUGUUAACAAACAGUGAACCACAGUAAACUCUGCACAUUUAAAGGGAUUCCAGACCACCCUGGUCCCCCUCCCUUCCCCUUCACAACCAACUAAACAGGAGCCACAAGGAGACAUUGGAGUUGCACUUCCUCAACUUUGCUCAAUUGCUCAGAAAUCUCCCAGAGAAACGAUGCUGACAAAUUGUUUUUCAACUCUGAAAGAGUUUGACUCUGGAGCUCAGCCUGAACCAAAGCCCUGCUCGCCGACAAACACGCAAGAUUUUCUGUCACCCAACGAACGCCGCAUUUUCAAACCCGAACCAGAUUCAUCCUCAGACAAAAAAAAAUGCAUGGAGGCUCGACUGAAUAAUCUUGCAAGCUUCUCAAUAUUCUGUGGAAUGUCAAGUGAAAUGGACUCGAAGCGGGCCGCUCCAUGCGUCAUCCCCAAGAGGUUUGACAACAACGGGCCACAGAGGAGGAGAGUCCCAUUCACUGUCGAGUGGUGAUUUCUGGUUUGGGCAGCUGGAGUGUGAAGCUUUGAAUCAGAUUUUAUGGAUCAUUACAUUUUAAUCUCUGCCUAUCUACGUCCAAGCCAAGGUUGAAAUAAUUGAUCAGCAGGGAAAUCAAUCAUUUUCAUGGAUGUUAGAAUGAUGUCUAUAUGUAAGCCAGUGUGAAGUGGUUUCGAAUGCACACAUCCAUUAACCUACAUGUCUGCAGUUAAACUGAAUGUUGAAGGGAACAAGGAUUUGUAAGCUUUGGUUUUUUCUGUUGGUGCCCAAAAAUAUUUUUAGCUUUUGAUUCAUUAUAUUGUUAGGUUCCUCUCAAGUCCUUGAAAUUUUUUAUUUUUAUUUUCUUUCAUUCCAAACAACAUAUUACUGUUGAAGUCAGGACAGCUCGACACACCAGCUAUGUUUGGGUGUUCUCUGAAUGAAAAACAGCACUAGGAAAAUACAGCUAAUAUAAUUUUUUUUUCCUUUCUCUCAUCACCCAUGUAUUUGGAUUAUAUUUUAGUUUUAGAUAAUUUAAAUUUUAAAUAAUUCAGCUGUGCAAUUACAAUGUGCAUUUCAAUCUCACAGGUUUGAUCAGUUGCUCCAAAUGAUUGUUGUGCUUUUAAAAUUUGUUAUGAAAUAAUUUUGAGAAAUAUAUAUUUAAUUUAAAGCUUUCACCUUUUGUGUAAAUGCAACAUUGUUACCUAUUUGAAUGUUGUUUGGGUUUAAUUAGCCUCAGUAGAUCAGCUCAUAGGCUGGGUAUUUAUGUGACAGAUUUCUUACUAAACUAGAUUUAGCUUAAAAAGACACAGUUUUCAAAUCACUGAAUUAGAAAACUUCUUUUUUGCCUGUGAUUAACUAACAACGCGUGUCCAGCAGCUUCAUGCUUUUCCCUCAUUGCAUCGGACAUUUGCUCCCGAUUUAUUUAUUCUGCUGUCGUGUCAUUUUUACAUGUGAUUAUGCACCUGAACCUCUGAGAAAGCCUCUUGUCAUGUACUGCUCACAUGUACGAUCACUGAACCGAAUUACAGCCAUACCUGUACAAAACUACAAUUGAACCUGGUUUGUAGAGCUGCAGUGAACAGAACUGCAACAGAGUUUACUGUUAAUUACUUUGCAAAGUUUUUUUUUUUUUGGUCUAAAGGAAAUUUUAGAAUGUAAAUACUCCUGUACAUAGCUGUUAAUGAACAUUUAAAAUGACGUAGACUUCCCUCUUUGUUUCCCUCUAAACUCUUAUAUUUUUUAUUUUAUAUAAUAUCGGAGUUGUUUGACAAAAACAAAAAAAAAAAAAAAUACUGGAAGUGGGGAGGGAAAAAAAAAAGUUUGUACCCGUUUUAAAACCAUUGUGUCUGGUUACAUGUAAAUAAUUGUAUCUCAAAACUGUUAAAAAUAUUGCUACUUUCAGUACACUUGUGUGUUUUGUUUCUUAAAUAUCUUUUUCUUA
Molecule: messenger RNA, 5740 nt
Organism: Austrofundulus limnaeus
Lineage: Eukaryota; Metazoa; Chordata; Actinopteri; Cyprinodontiformes; Rivulidae
Gene: wapla
Product: WAPL cohesin release factor a
Exons: 20
Coding region: 312-3836 (1174 amino acids)
Source: RefSeq, a predicted model, not a curated record